Ceratitis capitata (Mediterranean fruit fly) is the source of this 841-nucleotide messenger RNA. RefSeq lists its product as uncharacterized. The coding region runs from base 54 to 755 and encodes 233 amino acids. NCBI's taxonomy places the organism in Eukaryota, Metazoa, Arthropoda, Insecta, Diptera, Tephritidae. The transcript is spliced from 4 exons. The record is from RefSeq and is a predicted model, not a curated record.
AAUUGUUUAAAAAAUAUAUAAGUAAAAGAUUAAAAAAAAACGAAAAAAAAAAAAUGUCCAAAUUUUGUGGUGUAAUUUCUAAAAGACUAAAUUCCGAACAAGUGGAGCCGUUGCGUUUCAUUCACCUAGAAAUUUUAACCGAUUGGCUGACGUGUGAAACUGAAUCCUUGGAAUCGGAUUUUCUAACUAAAAGUGAGGCUGUGCGCGAGGCCCAACUGCAAGUGUUCAAGAAUGAGCAGCAACUGAUAGCAAUCAAUGAUAUAAUGAAGGGGCUUAAACUCAAAAUGUCGACCACAGAACAGGAAUUGGAGGUUAAUGAGGCGAGUAUAAAACUGCUUGAGAGCAAUAUCAAUGCGCUAGAUGAGCACACCGGACAAUUGGCCGCAACUAGCAUAUCUUGCGGUUGUCCACUUGUUUGUGUUCCACACGAACAACAGAAUAUGUUGAAAAUGCUUGAGAAUACCGAUCACAACAUGGCACGGCUUAAUAUGAUAAUGAAUGAGGUAUAUGAAUUGCAACCAUAUGUUCAAAGGACUAGUAAUCCCUACCAUACAGUAAGCAGCAUACUGGAUUGCCAAGUGACUACACUGAAACAAACCGAAAAGAAUCUGGAUCGUUUGGCUGAAAAGUUGAAUGGAGUCGAUGGCAUGUUUCGCCUUGCAAUGCAGCAUCUCACUGCUGCACGUCAAAAUCGUUCACACUCCGCGCCGCCAACUGUUUACAAAUCCUUUGGUGAUGGACGAACAAAUGCCUGAUUUCAAAUUAAACGUGAUAUACAUUUUCAAUAUACAUAAAUAUCUACAAAUAAAUAUAUAUAUGUAUUUAUCAAAUUAGUUUUCAG